Messenger RNA from Clarias gariepinus (North African catfish), 1397 nucleotides. It is a transcript of the gene ptges3l, whose product is annotated as prostaglandin E synthase 3 like. The record is from RefSeq and is a predicted model, not a curated record. The transcript has 8 exons. Gene Ontology annotation, molecular function: Hsp90 protein binding; protein-folding chaperone binding. Gene Ontology annotation, cellular component: cytosol; nucleus. NCBI's taxonomy places the organism in Eukaryota, Metazoa, Chordata, Actinopteri, Siluriformes, Clariidae. Gene Ontology annotation, biological process: chaperone-mediated protein complex assembly; protein folding. The coding region runs from base 131 to 598 and encodes 155 amino acids.
UUCACCCACACACACUGUGCUCCCUCUCAGUGUGGACUAAGAGUUUGCAAUAUUUCAGGGGAAAUAUACUGGAUUAGACAUUAAGAAUCCAAACAUUUCAACCUGAAAAAGUGAUCUCUGAAGACUCAAGAUGCCAAAAAUUGUCAGACCGGAGAACUGUCAGCCAGCAAAAACACUUUGGUAUGACCGAAAAAAGUACAUUACUGUAAACUUCCUGAUUCAGAAAGCGACAAACGUUCAGGUCGACAUCCAGGACACCAAAAUGAUCCUAAGUUGCAAAGAUGAUGAUGACAACAACAUCUAUAAUGAGAUCGAAUUCUAUGACCGAGUGCUCAGACAUGAUUCCCGAGAGAAGGUACUUGACCGGACCAUUAAUGUUCUGAUAAGAAAAAUGAAGGACAAUGUAGCCUGGCCUCGUCUUACUAAAGACACAGCUAAGCCAGCAUGGCUUUCAGUAGACUUCGAUAACUGGAGAGAUUGGGAAAAUGAGCACGAGGAAGGCCAGGCUGAGUUUGAAGAGUACAUGGAUAUGCUGUCUGACAUGAACAAGAAAGGAGAGCCACCCAGCAUGGAUGACCUUGACCUUGAUAGUGACUGAGUGACUCCUUGCCAAGGUUGUUUUUUGUUCACCCCAAUACUGGGGAAAACACCUCACCCCAUCACUGAUUAUUUUUCCAUAACAACAUGUCACAAAGUGUUUUAUUUCUCUUAUACCACAGCAAUUCACCAAUAAACCUUUUCUUGAUUUAUUUAUUAUUACAUAAUUGAAAAAAAAUUAUUUAUAGAUACAUUUAAUGUUGUGAAACAAGUAAACAGUCAAACAGUCCCUUGUUAUCUUGUCUCUGGCCCUGACGAUAAAGACUCCUUCCAAAAAUGUGAAAUAAUACCUUCAACAAUUCUACACAUUCUUAAUUUAGAAAGUUUAAGGAAUGACUGCAUUGAUACACUGCCGGGUCAAAACACACGUUGCACGCUCUAAGUGUUGUGGCCGGUUUAUGUGUGAAAAUGAUUCCUCAUAAUCCCAGAAACACUCUUUCACAAUUUGAGUCCUGGAAUAUGCCUGUGCCAUCAGAGGAAAAACCUCUAUAGGUGUGUGAUAACCUGGUCAUUUAGUACAUCUAGGUCAUCAGCUGACUUAAUUUUAUUGCCACAAAAUGUUGCUGAGUCUAGACCUGACCAACUAAACCAUCCCUAGAUCAUAACACUUCCUCCAGAGGCUUGUACAGUGAACACUAAACAUGAUGGGUGCAUCGCUUCAUGCUUCUGACGCACUCAUCAUAAGCAUUAGUCUUCUACGUUUUAAUAAUGAAUUGGACAAUUCUUAACCCAGUUUCAGUAAUUUAAGAUCUUCUUAGUUGUUUAUUUUUUUUCUUUUAUUUUUUUUUGCACGCCAAUAA